UGUACUUAAAAGCAGCAAUUGCCGUUCAACAAAGAUAAGAUCAAAUCAAGUAUUUUCGGUAUUUGACGUAACUCGUUGCCUAAACGUGACGGUUUUAUCUCCGUACAUGUUUAUUGUGUAGAUUUGAGGAACACGUGUUGAAUUUAAAUCAUGAAUAAAUCUGAGUAACCGGUAGUGACCUUGUGAACGUGAACGAGCUCGUGCUUGCGGAGGCUGCAGAGGAAGAUUCACGUCAGUUCGGAAAACAAGUCGAAGUUACAGUGUGUAUCCGCCAGGAUGUCGGACAGCGAGGCGAUCCACAAAAUGUUGCGGUCUGUUCUUCAGUCCAGCAAGGGUGGUGUGUCCAUCAACAGUCUCCAGUCAGAGUACCGGUCACUGUGUGGACAGAACAUCCCGCUGAAGAAGCUGGGCUUCUCUGAACUGGAGGACUUCCUCAGAAGUAUCCCCUCUGUGGUCCAGUUGGAGUACCGCAUGGGUGAGCUGAAAUGCUUUGCCACAGUGUGUAGAGAAACGGCCCACAUUGCUGAGCUGGUGGCCAGGCAGAGGAGCUCCAAGAAAUCCGGCCGCUCCCAAGUCGUCAACUGCAAGAUGAGAUUCAAACCCUCCAACCCCCUCAUGCUCAAUUUGAGGCCGAGGUCCUCCCUCCGCCAGCCCUCAGCUGGUGGUGCUUCCAACUGGACAUCAAGUCGUUCUCGGGGUCACGGUGGCUUCAGAGGCUGCAGUGCAUCAGGAGACUACAGGCAGCGGGACCAAAGGUUAAGCUACAUCACUCCUGUCGAACACAGACAACCUGCUCCUCAACCAGCUGUGAGACAGUGUGUCCUGCCUGACAGGAAAGAGACCAGCUUUGCAAACUGCCAGAAACCUGAAGAGAAGCCCCCUGAACAAGCUUCCAGACCAAAUCUAUCCAAGUCCAGCCUGUAUGACGUGCGGCUGAUGCAGAGCAGAAUAACUCACCUUCUGAAGAAGUACUGCAGUGGACUGUGGAUGUCAAAGAUAUCAGAGGUCUACAGUAAAAUGUUCAGUCAGAGUCUUCACCCUCAGGUGCUCAAAGACCUGGAGAAGUGGACACACAUCUGUAUGGUGGAGCAAACAUCCUGUAAUAACCGAGCUGACAGGCUGGUCUACCCCCCUCUGCUUCAAACGCUCUCUGUUGUCCCUCGAAGUACCGCCAACAACACCCCUCUAACAUCUCCCACUAACUCAGAAGCCAGCACCACACGAAAUUCUCCAUGUCCCUCAACACCUGAAGAACCCACCUCUUGCUCCAAAAGCCCUUUAGUUCAGCCCACCUUCAUUUUUCCUCCCCAACCUGCUGCUGCCUCUUCAGGCAAGCAGCUCUCCUCUGUCACGUUGCGUAGCCCUGUCCACAACCCAGCUCUUGCUCCCCAAAUACCCCCACGUGCCAGUCGUGCAGCCAAAGAAUGUAAAGAUAAUCACAAUAUAAGAACUACCCAGAAGAAAAACACUCCACCUGGUCAUGACAUUUUACCCCUUUCGAAGCUCACCUUGUCCUCUACCUCUGAUUCUGCCCCUUUCUCAACAACUUCUGCUGACACUGUGUCGGCCGAAGUGCGUCAGAGAAUAAAGGAGCUUCUGACCAAGUACAGCCAAGGUUUGUGGGCCCAUGCUUUGCCGAAACUGUUCAUUGAGACAUAUAAGACGCCAUUUCCUGAGAAUGUUCUGGACCACUUGCCUCUUCUCCUGGAUAUGUGCUCUGUGGAGUACCCCAUACCACACGACAAGAACAGGGCCAUCCUGUAUAUCUCAGACAGCACAGACAUGGAAGCCACAGACGGACAAGCAAGGCAGCAGUGCAGUUGUCCCUUCCCCUCUGGUCUCGAGGUCCCGAUGCCCAAGAUUACUCCCGGUCUGCCUCGUCCCUCAGAGCAGUAUCCCUCUGUGCUAGUUACUGAUGCUAAAAGCAGCAAUGCUGUCACCAUAAGGUAUGUAGGCGAGAACUACUCCAAUGCCCAGGAAGCCAUGGAGGAUGCGAUGUGCUCCUUCUACAGCCAAGGCUCCACCCACCGCCCUCUGUCUAACCCUCUUGUUGGUCAGCUGAUAGCAGUCAGGGGAGAGGGUGGAGACGAGUUGGCCAGAGCUCAGGUCACAGAGGUUAUGGCCCCUAACAAGGUCAAGGUGUAUUAUGUUGACUAUGGCUUCUCUGUGGAGACGAGUGGGAGUAAUCUGCUGGAGCUGCACCAGGAUUUCCUCUCUCUGCCCUUCCAGGCCACUAAUGUGAGACUGGCAGGUUUAGAGACUAUCAGCUCCCACCCACUUGUCCAGUCCUCCCUAGAUAAGUUGGUAGUUGGGAAGAUUCUGCUUAUGGAGACAUUGGAGCCGUGUCAGCAGAUCGAGGGGCCUUUGGUAGUGUUGUACGACACGUCCCAGGAUGAUGACAUUAACAUUAACUCCACCUGCCUCAAGAGCCUGCAGGACAAUACCAUGAACAACCCUCUGACUUUGCAAGUUACCCAACAGGACAUGUGCGUCACAAAAGUGAGUCCAGAUGGCAUCAUCUACUGCCAGCUUCCCUCCAGAGGAACAGCAAAACUUAACAAGUUACUGGAAAAAACAGAGGCCUUCUUCAUCUUCCAGAUGACGUCUGAGUCCCUGGUGUCCAGACCCUUCAGUGGAAAGUUCUGUCUUGCCAGCUACAAAGGAAAGUGGUCCAGAGUCGAGAUCACCAACAUGUACAACAACAGAGUGUUGGAGAUCCUCUUCAUUGACUUGGGGAUCCCUGCAACUGUAGAGGUGACUGCUCUCCGAGAGAUUCCCCCUCCUUUACUCAAAGACUUCACCAUCAUCCCACCGCAGGCUAUCAAAUGUCGUCUGGCUGACCUCGAAGUUCCAGAGGGCGAAUGGAGCCCAGAGGCCGUUCAGUGGAUGGAGGAGGCUGUCAUGAGCUCUGAAGACUGUAAAAUGAAGAUCAUGAAACUAGACAAGCACAAAGGGGCACUGCUGGUCUAUAUGUACCUCUUCGUCGGUGUUGACAGCCAGGAACUGCACAAGAGCAUCAACCAUGAGCUGGCUCAGUCUGAGCAGUGGCAGAAACUCACCACACAGAACAACUACACAGUCACCAGCAGUAACAAAAGCAUGGAUACAGGUCUCGAUGUUCUAGUAGAGAAGUUGACUCUGAACAGCUCAGUUCCGAGCCCUUUCGUUAAGACUUCAAACCAGCCUUGCUACGAAGCCGACUCCUCGCUCACAAAUGGAACCACCAAAAAUGGGAAGCAGCCACUUCCAUUGCCUCCUCUACUGGAGCUUCCCCAGCCUGGUCAGAACAUGGAUGUGUUUGUGCCGGUGGCCUGCCACCCCAGGUACUUUGUGCUACAGCCAUGGCAGGACCUGCAUAAGCUAACGGUUUUGAUGGGGGAGAUGAUCUUCUACUAUAACCAACACAAGACCACUACCCCCACACACAUUCAGAGAGGAGAUUUCUGUGCUGCCAGAAUAGACAAGAACUGGCACCGCGUUCAGGUGAAAGACAUUCUGGCCAACGGGUUGGUGUCUCUCUACGAGCUCGACUAUGGAAAACAUGAGCAUAUCAACAGCAAUCUCAUCAGGCCCCUGAUCGAGGAAUUCCGACAACUGCCUUUCCAGGCUGUCACUGCGCAACUGGCAGGUGUGAAGAAGCACCAGUGGUCAGAGGAGGCCUCCAUUUUAUUCAGAAACCACGUGGAGAAGAAAGCACUGGUAGCCCAGGUGGUGAGUGUGCAUGAGGGGUCAGAGGUUAAAGGCAAGCUGAGAGAGCCCCGGUUGACCGUUUAUCUUGUGGACACAACGUUGGAGGAGAAGGACCUGUGGAUUCACACCCUCAUGGUCGACAUGGACGUCGAGCUGUCUUCAGCUGCGUAAGGAGUCUCUUCAAACACGGUUGGAAAUAAAUCAGUUAUCAGACUCCGACUACAAAACUAUACUUUUUUUUUUUUAACAAGCCACUGUUUUUGAUGGUCCUAUAAUUUUCUAAAAUCUGAAAAUCCUAGGAGACUUUUAUAGCCAAGUGUUUCACCACUUUCUGGAUCUUUCUGCCAAUCAAAGAAUUACAAAGAGCCAAGGCUCUUGUGAAGAUAACACUGAGGUUUUUGUUUUGCUGAGGAAUAAUUUUCCAGACUUUAAGGACUGACAGACUUCCUUCUAGUUAAGUCACCUUUGUGUUGCAUGUUAUGUUGUGACUAUAUGACCUCAUUUAAUUAGUUUUUUUGCUGUGUGGUUCAUUUUGCACUUUGUUUUGUGUACAUAAUAAUGUGUUUUACUAAUCCAAUUCACUUGACUUAUCUGCACUUGUAAGCACAACUUAAUAACUCUUUAGUUGUUAAAACAUGAUUGGAAUUGUUCAUCUUGUGUUACUUGGCUGAAAAAAAUACUUCUACUGUUUGAAGUUGAAAAGUUGUUCACAAUGUGUUCUAAUAAACAUUCGAGCGGA
Molecule: messenger RNA, 4429 nt
Organism: Hippoglossus stenolepis (Pacific halibut)
Lineage: Eukaryota; Metazoa; Chordata; Actinopteri; Pleuronectiformes; Pleuronectidae
Gene: tdrd7a
Product: tudor domain containing 7 a
Exons: 22
Coding region: 277-3861 (1194 amino acids)
Biological process (GO): spermatogenesis
Source: RefSeq, a predicted model, not a curated record